Vicia villosa (hairy vetch) is the source of this 3376-nucleotide messenger RNA. RefSeq names its product pentatricopeptide repeat-containing protein At2g16880. The record is from RefSeq and is a predicted model, not a curated record. The transcript has 4 exons. The coding region runs from base 185 to 2473 and encodes 762 amino acids. NCBI's taxonomy places the organism in Eukaryota, Viridiplantae, Streptophyta, Magnoliopsida, Fabales, Fabaceae. Gene Ontology annotation, molecular function: protein binding.
UGAUUUUUCUAAUUAGUUGGUCGAAAGGAACAUCAAAAUUUAAAAUAAAUAAAUAAAUUAGAAAGCCACUCAAAAAUUAUGUUGGAAAUUUUAAUUUUGUUACGGUUUUUGCAAACAAAAUUCAAACAAAAGAAAAUUUGCAAACAGGAAACCAAAACCCUGAAGCAGAAAAUAAAGGAGGAAGAUGAUGAACACAACCACCGGCACCGGCGGCGGAGAUGGCAACGAACAACAUCUCAUCAAAACCAUAACCACCAUGCUAACCAACCACCAAAACCCACAGAACCUCCAACCUUUCAUUCCUCACCUCACUCUCCCCAUCAUCAUCUCAAUCCUCUCAUGGAAGCCACUCCACUCUCACCCCCAAACCCUAGUUUCCUUCUUCAAAUGGUUCCAAUCAAACGCACCUUCCUCCCUCUCCAUUUCCCCUAAACCUCUCCUCACUCUCCUCCCUCCCCUCCUCUCCCGCCGCAAAUUCUCCGACGCCAAAUCCCUCCUCCUCGACUUCAUCUCCUCCGAUCACCCUCGCCAUUCCCUUCACUCCCGCCUCCUCCGCUCCGAUCACUCCAUCCCUAAACCCCUCCUUGAUACCUCCAUAGCUGCUUACGUUCUCUCCCAGCAACCUCAACUCGCUUUCGAGAUCUUCAACAAAAUGAAACGGCUUCGCUUUCGACCGAAUCUGCUCACGUGCAACACUCUCCUUAACGCGCUCGUCAGGUCGAAUUCCUCUCAUUCUAUUCUUUUGUCCAGACAGGUUUUUCAUGAUUCAAUAAAACUUGGUGUUCAGCCUAACACUAAUACCUUCAACAUUUUGAUUCAUGGUUAUUGUUCGAAUAAUAAUUUCAACGAGGCGUUUCGGUUGAUUAAUCAAAUGGGGGAGUUUGGUUGUUGUCCUGAUAAUGUUACUUAUAAUACUGUUUUGAAUGCUUUGUGUAAGAGGAGUCAGUUGAGUAAAGUGAGGGAUUUGUUGCAACAGAUGAAGAGUAGUGGUCUUGUUCCGAAUAGGAAUACUUAUAAUAUUUUGGUUCAUGGGUAUUGUAAGGUGAAAUGGUUGAAGGAAGCUGCUGAGGUUAUUGAAUUGAUGACUGGGAAUGAUAUGUUGCCGGAUGUUUGGACUUAUAAUACUAUGGUUAGAGGUUUGUGUGACGAGGGUAAGAUUGACGAGGCUAUUAGGCUUAGAGACGAGAUGGAGAAUUUGAGACUGGUGCCUGAUGUUGUUACGUAUAAUACUUUGAUUGACGGGUGUUUUGAGCAUCGGGGUAGCGUUGAAGCACAUAAGUUGGUACAGGAAAUGAAGUUGAGGGAGGUUAAGGAAAAUGCCGUGACUCAUAAUAUAAUGGUUAAGUGGCUUUGUAAGGAAGGUAAAAUUGAUGAGGCGAGUAAUGUAAUGGCUAAGAUGGCGGAAAGUGGGUUCUCUCCGGAUUGUUUUACUUAUAACACUAUGAUUAAUAGUUAUUGUAAGGCUGGAAAGAUGGGAGAGGCGUUUAAGAUGAUGGAUGAAAUGGGGAGGAAGGGAUUGAAAACAGAUACUUUUACUCUAAACACCAUAUUGCACAUUUUGUGCUCGGAGAAGAAGCUAGAGGAUGCAUACAACUUAACUAUAAAUGCCAGGAAACGAGGUUAUAUUCUUGAUGAAGUAACAUAUGGAACUCUAAUCAUGGGGUAUUUCAAAGAUGAACAAGCAGACAGGGCGUUGAAGCUUUGGGAUGAGAUGAAGGAAAAAGGGAUUGUUCCCACUGUUGUCACUUAUAACACUAUAAUCAGGGGAUUGUGUCUGUCUGGAAAAACUGAUCAAGCUGUUGAUAGACUGAAUGAGCUUUUGGAGAAGGGUUUGGUUCCCGAUGAAGCUACUUGUAACAUAAUUAUUCACGGUUACUGCUGGGAAGGAGUGGUAGAGAAAGCAUUUCAGUUCCAUAACAAAAUGGUAGAGCACUCAUUCAAACCAGACAUUUUCACGUGUAAUAUUCUUCUCCGGGGACUUUGCAGAGGGGGUAAAUUGGAGAAAGGUCUUACCCUAUUUAACACAUGGAUCUCUAAAGGGAAGCCCAUUGACAUAGUCACAUAUAACAUAGUAAUAUCCUCUUUUUGCCAAGAAGGACGACUUGAGGAUGCAUUUGAUCUUAUGGUAGAAAUGGAGAGGAAAAAUAUGGAGCCUGAUCGAUAUACCUAUAAUGCUAUUGUGAGUGCGCUUACUAAAGCUGGUAGAACCGAGGAAGCAGCAAGCUUGGUUUCGAAACUUGCAGAGAAAGGGCAGGAUGUGAAAGCUCAAGACAAUUCUCCGGAGGUUGAUACAAGUGAUAUGAUGUACUCGGAGCAAAUAAGUAGUUUGUGUACUCAGGGGAAGUACAAGGAAGCAAUGAAACUGUUUCAACAGGCAGAGCAGAAAGGAGUUUGUUUAAAUAAAUAUACAUAUAUCAAGCUAAUGGAUGGGCUAUUGAAGAGGCGGAAAAGUAUAUCAAAGGCUUCCAGAUAAGAAUUACACAAUAGAUUGUCUCGAAUUUCAGUCUGUCCCGGCCGAUUUCCCUAACACCAGCAAAUGUUUUUUCUUUGCUCACUGCGCACUUUUGAUGAUCCCAGAAGUACAUAAUGGUCCAGCAGAAGUGCAAGCUAUUGAUGACCAUUCCGGAACUGCAAUGUUUGCGCAGUUGGGCACUCUUACUAGAAAAAUAAAACCAACUUUAUUCCACAGAUGAAACCACUGCCUGGACUGCUACGAAUAGUGUUGUAGAUGCAUUAGCCGAACUUUGAUGUGCAUAUGCAUCCUUUUUCUAGGAUAUCAAAUAUUGUUGUAGAUCAGUAGCCGAAUCAGCUGCAAUUGGAAAAGGUUUCAGUCAUUCGACAAGGGUAUCUUUCAAAACAUUCUUCCAAUUGGAGGGGUGACUGGAAGAGAUGAUUGAUGCUGAGCAAUCAGAUUUAAGCUUCUGCUUCAGAAUUAUUUUACCCCCAAAGAUGUAUGCUUUGCAGUUUACUAUAACGAGGGAACUCCCAAUUUGAUUUGGAUCAACUUUGAUGUAAAUUUAUGUGAUUUGAAGGACCAACCGGACAAAUUUGAAUGAUCGUCUCGACUAAGACAAUACAAGAAGGAUUACGAAAGUUGAGGAUUGUCGGCCGUCAAUUGUUUCAUAUGGAUGUGUUAAGUUUACUAACAUGCAAAUUCAAAAUGAUGUGAGAACAUGUUUUCAAUAUUUGAUCAAUAUUUUUUCUAGGGACUGGUCAUGUUAGAUGAUACUCUAGUCAGAUUUAUUCAUGGUAUCUGUUCAAGUGGUCAUGUUAGAUGAUACUCUAGUCAGAUUUAUUCAUGGUAUCUGUUCAAGUUUGAUUUAUCCCAUGCCAUUAAUUGCAAACGCGACAUGCAUGGUUGGACUUGAUGAAGAAA